This is a messenger RNA of Callithrix jacchus (white-tufted-ear marmoset), 2266 nucleotides long. RefSeq names its product transmembrane protein 106A (gene TMEM106A). The record is from RefSeq and is a predicted model, not a curated record. NCBI's taxonomy places the organism in Eukaryota, Metazoa, Chordata, Mammalia, Primates, Cebidae.
GACUCCUGAAGGCGGCAGGCGGCGCUUCUCCUCCCCACCACCGCCCAACCCAGCCCACUCUGCCCUUAGAGGCCCUUCUCCCCAAAGACACACUCCUGAAAUGUCGCCCUUAUGCAGCUGAGGAGCCUGGGAUCCCAGAACUGAACGAGUGAACCCCCACCCCACCCUGAAGAAUGGGUAAGACAUUUUCCCAGCUGGGCUCUUGGCAGGAGAAUGAGAACAAGUCAAUCCUGUCCUCCAAUCCAACCAUUGGCAGCAAGGCUGCCAGCUACUCCAGUACCAGUAGCAGCAAGUCUUUUUGUUCCUGGGUGCCUUGUGAAGGAACUGCUGGUGCCAGCUUUGUGACAUGUCCCACCUGCCAAGGCAGUGGCAGGAUUCCCCAAGAGCUGGAGAAGCAGUUGGUGGCUCUCAUCCCCUAUGGGGACCAGAGGCUGAAGCCCAAGCAUACGAAGCUCUUUGUGUUCCUGACGGUGCUCAUCUGCCUGGUGACUUCCUCCUUCGUCAUCUUUUUCCUGUUUCCCCGGUCCAUCCCUGUGCAGCCUGCAGGCCUCAACUCCUCCACGGUGGCCUUUGGCGAGUCUGAUAUCCACCUCAACAUAACGAAUGUCUUAAACAUCUUCAAUGGCAACUACUACCCCAUCACGGUGACACAGCUGACUCUUGAGGUUCUGCACCUGUCCCUCGUGGUAGGGCAGGUUUCCAACAACCUUCUCCUACACAUUGGCCCUUUGGCUAGUGAACAGAUGUUUUAUGCAGUAGCCACCAGGAUACAGGAUGAAAACACAUACAAAAUCUGUACCUGGCCGAAAAUCAAAGUCCACCAUGUGCUUUUACACAUCCAGGGCACCCUCACCUGCUCCUACCUGAGCCAUUCUGAGCAGCUGGUCUUCCAGAGCUAUGAAUAUGUGGACUGCCGAGGAAAUGCAUCAGUGCCCCACCAGCUGACCCCUCACCCACCAUGACCUGUCUGCUGUCCCUGUACUCCAGGCACCUGUAACCCUGAUCUACAUCUCCCACAACUCCCUGGUGACUAAAGAAGGACUAUAGAGGCUUUGCCAAAGGAGAAGCCCUGCUUCAUCACGCUCUUCCCUCUUCAGCACAGGGAGCUCGCUUUGAAGUUAACUUCAUACACACACACUCAUAUCCUAUGAGUCGCCCGGAUUCUUUCGGGGGCUUCAGAAUCUUUUAGAUUCUGCCCUUGGUUAGUCUUUUUUUGGUAGAGACAGAGAGUUUCACUGUUGGCCCAGGCUGGUCUUGAACUCCUGGGCUCAAGCAGUCCUCCCUUCUUGGCCUCCCAAAGCACUUGGAUUACAGCUGUGAGUCACUGUGCUUGGCUGGUCUUUCUUGAGGAAAAUCUGACCUGGCAUUUUCUUGAGGCACCUUACAUUCCCAGAAGUGGCACCUGCCCUUUCAAGUACUGAGCACCUGGCCAGUCUGAAGGGGCCACUUCACCUCAGCUCCAUCGGGGCUAAUUCUAUUGUCUAAAUAUAGAGAAAGCUGUAGUUUUAUCUGGCUUUUAAAACAUGGACCUGCUGGCUGGGCACAGUAGCUAACACCUGUAAUCCCAGCACUCUGGGAGACUGAGGCGAGUAGAUCACCUGAGGUAAGGAGUUUGUGACCAGCCUGGCCAACAUGGUGAAACCCCAUCUCUACUAAAAAUAUAAAAAUUAGCUGGGCUUGGUGGUGCAAAAUCCCAGCUACUUAGGAGGCUGAGGCGGGAGAAUCGCUUGCAACAGGAAAGUAGACUUUGCAGUAAGCCAAGAUCACGCCACUGCACUCCAGCCUGGGCAAAAGAGGGAAACUUCAUCUCAAAAAAAAAGAAAAAAGAAAGCAUGGACCCUUUUCAAAUUUUCUACCCACUGAUAAGAAAAUGACUUUGGGGACAUCCAGUGCCAUCUCCAAGGACUUUCAGGGGAUCAUAGAUGCUUUCCUUUGCUUAUCAACUUUGACCAUGUGAAAAAAUGAUGGUGAUGGCCUUCUCUCUGCUAACUUCUCUGCCACCCAUCUGAUAGUAAGAUUAGCAAGGGCCCUUUGGCCCUCUGUCCUUCCUGGUUAUUGACUGUCCCUGGUUCCUAAGAAGACAGAGCUGUUCUCCAGCUAAAGCUUCUCCUCUCUAUAAAGCAGUUUUACUAUUCCCUUCAAAGCAGGAGCCAAAAUAGUACAGGAGGGGAGGGAGGCACCUGGCACUCCCUAGGCCUACAAAGGAAAAACAGAGCCAAAGGCAGAAUCAUUGUAUGAGACAUUUAUUAAAGGAGUGUCUCGGCCA